Caenorhabditis remanei is the source of this 315-nucleotide messenger RNA. RefSeq lists its product as uncharacterized. Bases 1 to 315 code for a protein of 104 amino acids. The transcript has 4 exons. The record is from RefSeq and is a predicted model, not a curated record. NCBI's taxonomy places the organism in Eukaryota, Metazoa, Nematoda, Chromadorea, Rhabditida, Rhabditidae.
AUGUGCUCUCGAGCCGGUGCUUCGACGAGUCAAGCAGUUUUCCACACAUCCACCAUGAAUUCGGUGCUACCAAGGGCUAAACCACUCAUCGAGGAGUUACCGCCAACACCUAUAAGAAAGAAAAACCGCCCAGACACUCAAAUAUUGGAUUUGUCUGAGAAAACGCACAAAAAGGACAUUGACAUCAUUGUAACAGACCAAUACUUUCAACAAUGGUAUAAAAUGGAGACGAAAGCGUUGGCUGCCGACUAUUUGUCACUGUGCAAGUCGAAAUUAAGUCUUUUCGUAGCUUCUACAGCUACUUGUGGAUUUUGA